GAAGGUGAACGUGAUAUCGAGACGCGGCAAAAGCUACAAGGAUAUAAGAAAAGCUUCGAUCGACACUUUUACCUCUAUCAUUCCACAAACGAGAAUGGACAUCGAGCAGAAGAUGAAAGAAGUGUCGGAGCUGCUCUCGAAAACUGCCAAAGAACUGAGCGAGUUGAUGAAGAAGAACGAGGAACUCUUAAGGCAGGAGAUAAAAAAGGUCGAGGAGGUUAUUCGACAAACUAUAAAGGUGUGCUCGGAGGGUAAGGUGGAGAAUCUUCGGGACGUGAAAGCGAAAUACGACGAGAAGGUAAAAAUCUGCAACGAGAAGGCCGUGAUUGGAUUCCAGGCCGCGAAGACGAAGUGCGACGAGCAGUUGAAAACGGUGAAGGCCAUCAAGAGCUCGAUGAAACAAAUCUUGAAAGACUGUUUGGAGACGAACGAGUUUGUUAAGUGCGUGGCGAAGGAGACGAAAAACGCUAUGAAAGAGAGGAAACAGGUCUCGCGGCAACUGGAAACCACCGUUAAAAACGCCGAGGUCUCGAUUCUGAAACAGUUGAAGGAAGCUGUGAAAUGCCACGCGGACGCUCAAACGGAAGCCCUCAACGACUUGCACAAGAUUCUAAACGAGACGAAAGAUUGCAUCAAGUAAAUUUUUCUACGCGGAUCUUGUGAUUAGAGAUAACGGGUAUUGAUUGGAAUUUUUAAUUAGGGAUCAAUUGAGUUAGAAACCGUGAUAUCGGUUACCCAUAGCAAAGCGUAGAGUUUAAGGAUGAAUCGUAAGCCCGAAAGAAAGAAACAGUCAAUUAAUUCAUCAAUUAAUGGACAAUCAAUAAAGAUGCGAAAGAACGAAGCUGUUCGAAGA
Messenger RNA from Apis laboriosa (Himalayan honeybee), 853 nucleotides. RefSeq lists its product as uncharacterized. Lineage: Eukaryota; Metazoa; Arthropoda; Insecta; Hymenoptera; Apidae. The transcript has 2 exons. The record is from RefSeq and is a predicted model, not a curated record. The coding region runs from base 95 to 640 and encodes 181 amino acids.